Molecule: messenger RNA, 2187 nt
Organism: Hypoxylon fragiforme
Lineage: Eukaryota; Fungi; Ascomycota; Sordariomycetes; Xylariales; Hypoxylaceae
Product: fungal-specific transcription factor domain-containing protein
Exons: 2
Coding region: 1-2187 (728 amino acids)
Biological process (GO): regulation of DNA-templated transcription; DNA-templated transcription
Molecular function (GO): DNA binding; zinc ion binding; DNA-binding transcription factor activity, RNA polymerase II-specific
Source: RefSeq, a predicted model, not a curated record
AUGUCGCAGGCCGUAAAAAGAGCUUGCGAUGCUUGCCAUCGCCGUAAGGUCAAGUGCGAUGGCAUCAACCCAUGCCGCAACUGCGCUUCGGCGCAGCUAACCUGCACAUACAAUGCUAUUCCACAAAAGAAGGGUCCUAAAGGUUCGAGAGCGAAGGUCAUCAGCGAGCUACGCGAAACACAAAGACAGACUAGCCUUUCCGCCAAGGUGCAGAGCCGAUUGAACGGUAUCAACAGUCCUCCAUGCAGUCCUACACUGUCGCCGACUCCUGGUCUCCUAGCCAGCGAGAUGGCCAAGGAGUGUAUCGAAUUCUUCUUCGCAAACAUGUACCCGACCAUGCCAAUUCUCCACCGACAGCGUCUAGAACAGCAGUCGAUGUACUUGGACCAGAGUUUGGACACCUACUGUCUAGUAACUUCGCUGUGUGCGUGGAUGAUGUUCCAGCCCGGAAUGAACGUCCCUGGCGCCGAUCCUCUUCUCGACCACUUACCAGGAGCCAGUAUUGCAUCGGGAAUGGUUUUAAUCGAGGAGACAAUUCGAGUUCGAAAAGGAUACGAAUAUCAAGAAACGCCAACUUUGAAUAGCCUCUGCACCAGCUAUUUUCUGUUCUGUUCCCACUACGCCCUCGACAUGCAUGACAAGGCGUGGUUUUACCUCCGGGAGGCAACGACUUUGGCCCAUAUCAUUGGGAUGAAUAAGGAGGAGACUUAUCUGCAGUUCGACAAUGUUGAAGCCUCGCGACGAAGACGACUCUAUUGGCUUCUGUUUGUAACAGAAAGGGCGUAUGCUUUGCAACGUGGCCGACCCCUAACUCUGCAGGCUUCGAUUAACCUUCCGACGAUGACCGACGACCCGACGGAUCCCCUCGCUCACCAACUGAAUGGCUAUAUCCACUUGGUUAAUCUCUUUAGAUCAUUCGACGAUGUGUUCGUCGCUUUAUGGAAUAAGACGAGAAGCGAAUCCUCACCGUCAUAUCUGACCGCCUUGCAAAAGCAAUUCGCAGACAUGAUACCGCCGUACAUGAACGUGCAAGAAUCGGAUCUGCGAGCUAACCAGCAGUGGCUUAAGGCGAUCAACUGGCAUAUCAACAUGCAAAACGGCUGUGUUCCUCAAAGCAACCAAGACCAGAUGCAAAUGCAAUACCCCAUCGAUAUGUCUCGGGAUCUGAUGUCGAUGACCUCUCAAUUCUCUACGCAGAGCUCGGAAUUGCUAGGGAUGCCGCUCGUUGCCAAGUUGUUGGACAUCUCAUCUGCUCUCAUCGAAGUCCUAACACUACUUCCCUCAUCAGGCGACCCGUUCAGCAUGGGUCCCCGGGAGCAGCUCAACUCGUUAUUGCAACUUUUAUCGGUUCUGCGCAACGGAGACCACCAUUUCCUCCCGCUGCUGCUAAACAAAGUUCACGAUAUCCUGCCUCGACUUGCAAACCCUGUUUUGCAGCGUGCGCCCGAAAAUGCUUGCCUGCAGAACAUUGACAUAUUUGACGGAUUCGGUAACGCGGGCAUGGCCCAACCUCCCAUGAUGACGGACUUUCCUUGCAAGACCGAGCCAUACACACCGAGCAGUAUGCAGCACAUACAAGAUAUUGGAGCAGACUCGGGCCACUCGAACAGUGGAGAUGACAUGAAGUCACCUUUCCCCAUGGUUAGCUCUCCCGCCAUCAUGUCUCCUGGUGGUGUAGAUUACCACGGGAGCGAUUUCAACUCGAUACCCGAUAUCAUGAGCCCCAUCGGACAAACACCACAGCACACAUUAAGUCAACAAGGGUCUCUGAACCCGCCACAGCCGCACCAUGCGCAUCAACACCACAACCUAGCCACGCACAGCAUAACCCAGAGCCACAGUAUAGGCAACCCGAUGCAGACGGACAUGCACGCGAACCUAGGACACAGCUUAAGUCAACAGAACAACAUGGCGAAUAUAAGCCAGCAACAACAGAGCAUAGCGCAAAACCCGCAGUUCAACAUGAUGAACAAUAUGCUACACCGGCAACCGCAGCAGAGGGCGAACAGCUUUAUCAUGCAUCCGCCACACCAGCACCAGCACCAGCAUCAGCACCAACCGUCCCAAAUACCCAGGACAGUCGGAGACUUCCACGCACUGCAACGAGCGAAUUCCGAGAACGUGGCGAUGAACACGCUAGGCCUCAGCCAUAUGAACGCCGAGGUAGACUUUAGUGGACUAAGGUAG